Lathyrus oleraceus (garden pea) is the source of this 1344-nucleotide messenger RNA. Its product is annotated as protein RETARDED ROOT GROWTH, mitochondrial. The record is from RefSeq and is a predicted model, not a curated record. The coding region runs from base 139 to 1224 and encodes 361 amino acids. Lineage: Eukaryota; Viridiplantae; Streptophyta; Magnoliopsida; Fabales; Fabaceae. The transcript has 7 exons.
AAUUGAAGUAGAAAAAAACGUGGAAAGGAAGAGCGAGAGAAACACAGAAUGGGUUGAGAAACGCGAGAAGACAACAAAACUGAGAGCAAUAGCAGAAGAAGAAGAAGAAAGAAGGGACUUCCGCUUCCCUUUCAGCGAAUGGGUGGAAGAUGGAUAAAAACCCUCUCUUCCCUUUUGUAUAACAACAACCACCGGCACAUAUUAACUCCACCUUCUUCUCCUUCACUAUCCAAACCCCACUUUCCCUUUUUCAUCAACCGUUUCCUCACUGUCGCCGCAAUCCCUUGUCAUAUCGACCCGGAUCCGAUUGAUUUGGAUCAUACUCGUGGAUUCGGUGCCCCGGAGGAUGAUCCCUGUGUCAAAGUCCCCAUCAAGGCCUUCUUCCUUUCCACCAGUAUAAAUUUGAAAGGCAUUCAGGCUGACAAUCCAAGAAACAUUGUACCUCCAUCUUCCCGCUCAGCAUUAAACUAUGUUGCUCUCCGCUUCUGCAACUAUAAUUUGGAUGCUAAUGGACAUGGAUUUCAUGUGAAAGCAAGCAACUGUCGUUAUAUGGUUGUCUACCAGUAUGGAUCCGCUGUUUUGUUUAAUAUUGAGGAUCAUGAAGUGGAUAUUUACCUGCAACUAGUUAAGAGGCAUGCAUCUGGUUUACUUUCAGAGAUGGUGAAAGAUGAUUAUGCAAUAAGGGAGAAACCACAAUUAGUUGAGGAUAUGCAAGGUGGUCCAGACUACAUAGUUCUGAAAUCUUUAGACACUGAUGGCAUUCGAUUAAUUGGAAGUGUGCUGGGACAAAGCAUAGCUCUGGAUUAUUUUGUCUCACAGGUUGAUGGCUUAGUUGAAGAGUUUGCAGGCAUAAAUCGUGGAAUGGAGAAAACCGGAACUUUCACCAUGGAUAAAAAGAAGUUGCUUCAGCUUGUUGGGAAGGCUAACUCCAAUUUGGCUGAUGUGAUUCUUAAAGUUGGUCUCUUCGAAAGAUCAGAAAUUGCUUGGAGGGAUGCAAAGUAUGCUCAAAUAUAUGAGUAUCUUAGGGAGGAGUAUGAAGUAGCACAACGCUUUGGAAACCUAGAUUACAAAUUGAAAUUUGUAGAGCACAAUAUUCAUUUUUUACAAGAAGUUCUCCAGAACAGGAAGUCGGAUUUCUUGGAAUGGUGCAUUAUUGGUCUAUUAUCAAUUGAAAAUGUUAUAUCCAUAUACGAGAUUCUAAAAGAUUCAAACGCAGUUUCGUAGUAAAGUAGCAGAAAGGUUGAAGCUAGAUUAAGUUAUUGUUACAGUAGUUCUUCCCAUUUUUGAGCUAAUCAUAAUUUUGCCCUUUGUAUUUAUGAUUAAUAAAUUCACAUAUUCAUUGAA